AUGGCUGAUGAGUGUUAUUCACAAUCAUUAGAUAUCGGAUCUUCAAUUGUUCUCAUUACUGGUGGUUCAAGUGGUAUUAGUUUUGAUCUUGCACAAUGUUUUAUUCAAGCAGUUUAUGAAAUUGUACCACCAGCUGUUCAAACAAAUCUUGGUGGUAGUCAUUCAUUUGGUGAACCACUUGUUGGAUAUUAUGAAGCAAGAAAAACGAACUCACGUGAAGAUGUUGAUAAACAUUUUAUGAAAUUUAAUGAUAAUAUGAAGAAAGUAUUUCAAAGUCAACAACAUUAA
Messenger RNA from Rotaria sp. Silwood1, 288 nucleotides. Lineage: Eukaryota; Metazoa; Rotifera; Eurotatoria; Philodinida; Philodinidae. The record is from the annotation of a GenBank genome assembly.